This is a messenger RNA of Paramuricea clavata, 1716 nucleotides long. The record is from the annotation of a GenBank genome assembly. NCBI's taxonomy places the organism in Eukaryota, Metazoa, Cnidaria, Anthozoa, Malacalcyonacea, Plexauridae.
UUGUUGGAUCAGUGCACUUGCAGACUAGGUCUUUCUGCUGCUGCUCGGAGACUUUAUAACAUUGAUGGAGGGUUUAUAACUGACAUUAAUCAGUUGCGAGGCGAUUCUAGAACUAAAGAAAACCCACUACCAAGAAAAGUUGAAAAAACUGCCCAGGUUGGUAAUAGGUAUAGGGUUUUAAAACUUAAUGCUAUCUUUGAAGGAAUUACUCGACAUUGCUUCUUGUUAAAAUAGCUUUUGACAUGACACGACGUUUUGGAAAUGUUUUAUAAAAAUGCACAUCAAUAAUUUAGGAGUUAAUUCAAAAGAUAAGAUGUUUAUUGUUAAUAUUUGUCCAACCUGAUACAGAUUUAUUCCAGAUUUUCAUAAUCUUUAGCUUUAAGUCUGUUAGCUAAAACAAACCAUAUCUGCAAACAGUUGGUAAAGAUGGUUACCUAGAUGUGUUUGUAUUUUGGGUACAUUUGUUGACAACUAACUGAUCUACUAAAAAAAUUAACUUAAUUAUUAAUGUAUAUUAUAAUGAAGUCAUUUUAGUUUACAUGUUACAUUAUAGCGUCAACACAAGGAAAAUCCGACAAACGACGCAGUCGAUUUAGUUUACACUGCUAACGAUUGUAAGAAUGGAAACAUCAAAGGUUUGCAACAUUUCAUAUGCAAUGUUUACCUCUUGCGCCCUUUUCGAUGUUGAUAUAUAUGUGUCGUGAUAUAUCUCGAAGCAUCGAUAUUAUAUAGUCAUCAAAAUGACAUCCCAACAAUAUAUUUGACAUCCCAAUAAUGUAUAUUAUUAUUUACUUAAGAGAUUCCUAGUUUCUCGGCCUUCGGCUUCGGUGGAUAACACCAACUUCUGGCUUGAUAAUUCUUCAUAUCUUGUUCAACCUAAUAAAUACCAGUUUUGAAGAAACGUAUUCUUUUACUGAAGAUAUUGUAAAUUGCAGACUGUCAAAAGUCAGAGAAUAUAUCUGUGAAAAAUUCUGAAGGCUGUGCUGGUAAAUAUUCUGUUGAAGUGUUUGUGUCUUGUGGAGAACCGUUUGUUCCUUUAGAAGGUAAGCAUAUGAAGCAAUUAAUAGAAAAGGGCUAAGUUUUGGCGAAGUUGCAGGAUUUUUUGUAGAUGAAAAUCUGGACCGGAAGAGUAUUAUUAUAUACAAUUCUUACAAUGCAGUUCUGCGACUGGCGAAAUUUAUAAUAUUAAGCCAGUUCAAAAAAUGUUGACUCCCUUUAAUUAUCUUCUCAUUCUUCGUUCCGAGGAACAAUACGAUUUCUCUCCAAAGGUAUAGGAUAAACCAAAUGAGAUUAUUGUGGAAGUUCAGACUGGCCAUUUCCUAUAUUUACAUGGAGAGUGUUGCAUGCUAACAUGUAUUUUAAUGCUCUUAACUCACAUUCCAGAGGUUGAAAAGCAGUACAUUCUUCAAAUGAAACACCAAUAUGCAAGAAACUGGGUGGAAAACCACUUGGAGACCGAGAAGCAUAUUUUGCGACAAAUUCAAGGUAUGGAUUGCUACAUAUAUUGUUUGUUAAUAUGUUGUCUUCAAACUGUGCUGCAAGGCAAACAGCCAUCUAAAGGGGAAGGGACAGAGCCAAACAUAAUAAAAUUUUCACCGUUUUCUCAUGUAAAAUCUAGGUCGUCGUAUAGCUGCUCGUUCGUCAAUUGAAUCUCGUUCUUGGCAAGACUUGACCAAACAAGAGGAGGUUAAACAGGACAAUAUCGAGGAAUUGACG